GCUCCUCCCCAAGUUACAUUCCAGGGACUUGCUGCAACUUCCCUGCAAAAUCUCCAAAAUGGAGACGCUGCCACCUCCUUACCCCUUAAAAUGUUCUUCCCCAAAGGCUAAAGUGUUCCUGGUCUUCUUCUCCAUGGUUCUGUGUACGGCAGUGCUCUUUAUUUUACAGUUAAAGCUUUUUAAGCCCAAAGUGAAAGACUUUUAUUCAUAUGAAGUGAAGGAUUCCGUGGGGAGGACAGUGUCACUCAGCAAGUACAGAGGAAAAGCAUCUCUGGUUGUAAACGUGGCGAGCGCCUGUCAGCACACAGAGCAGAACUACAGAGGACUGCAGGAAUUGCAGAGAGAGUUUGGGCCGUCCCACUUCACUGUCCUCGCUUUCCCCUGCAAUCAGUUUGGAGAAGGAGAACCAAAUCCGAACCAUGAAAUACAAUCAUUUGCUAAAAGAAACUAUGGCGUAACAUUCCCAAUAUUCAGCAAAAUAAGAAUUAUAGGUUCAGAAGCAGAACCUGCGUUCCGUUUCCUUGUAGAAGCAACAAAAAAAGAGCCAAAAUGGAACUUCUGGAAAUACUUGGUUAACCCACAAGGCCAAGUGGUGAAAACGUGGAGACCUGAGGAGCACGUUGCCGAUAUAAAGACUGAAGUGGUAUCUAUUGUCAGAGAAAUUAUUAAGAAGAGGAAGGAAGAUCUUUGAAGUUAUAAGCAGCUUCUCUGACUGGACUGUCUACAGCAGGAGUCAUAGGAAGCUUUGGGUUUUUUUUUAGUUUUUUUUUUACUGUGUUUUUGAGGUUUUAAUUACUGUUAAAACUAACUCAAUUUUCAUUAUUUUUGACAUCCUACUUAAAGAGCGGUUCAAUCCAAGCAAAGGUAUUUAUUUAGAAAGGGAAAACGCCACUUUCAUUGACCAGCUUAAAAGGGCCUUAUUAGUGAUGCACGGUUACUACGUCCCAGCAACCAAUCAGAUUCCAGCCAUUAUUAGACUCCACCAGAAUAGUAGCGUGUCGCUAACUGCAAUAGGUAACUGCACAUCAUUGAUAUUUGCACUAGGGCCCUCAUUCCGAGUUGAUCACUCGCUAGCUGCUUUUAGCAGCAUUGCACACGCUAGGCCGCCGCCCUCUGGGAGUGUAUCUUAGCUUAGCAGAAGUGCGAACGAAAGGUUAGCAGAACCGCUCGUGAAAAUUUUCAUGCAGUUUCUGAGCAGCUCCAAACCUACUCCUACCUUGCGAUCACUUCACUCAGUUUAGUUCCUGCUUUAACGUCACAAACACGCCCUGCGUUCGGCCAGCCACUCCCCCGUUUCCCCAGGCACACCUGCGUUUUUACCUGACACGCCUGCGUUUUUUAGCACACUUCCGGAAAACGGUCAGUUACCACCCAGAAACACCCACUUCCUGUCAAUCACUCACCGAUCAACAGAGCGACAGAAAAGCGUCGCUCGACCUUGUGUAAAACUGCAUAGUUUUGUGUGAAAGUACUUCGCGUGUGCAUACUGCGGCUCAUACGCAUGCACAGUUUUGCCGUUUUUUUACCUGAUCGCUGCGCUGCGAAAAUCAGCAGCGAGCGAUCAACUCGGAAUGAGGGCCUAUGUUACUUCCAAGGGGAAUAUUUAUCAAAGCGUGGAGAGAUAAAUCACUAUUCAGUCAGCUCCUGCCGUUUUUCAAAUUUAGGGGGACAUUUACUAAGCAGUGAUAAGAGCGAAGAAGUGAGCCAGUGGAGAAAUUGCCCCAUCAACCAAUCAGCUGCUCUGUAUAAUUUUAUAGUAUGCAAAUUAUAGGUGUUACAUCAGUGCUGAUUGGUUGCCAUGGGAAACUUCUCCACUGGCUCACUUCUCCGCUCUUAUCACUGCUUAGUAAAUGUCCCCCAUAGCCUGUAAUGUGAUAGUUAGAUGCUGAUUUGUUAGUGCAUUAUUUCUCUCCACUUUAUCUCUCUCCAUGCUUUGAUAAAUACCUCCCUAAAUGAGCCCGAUAGAGCCUAUUACCCUGGAGCAGGCUUGCAGUUCUCCAGCUGUUGUGGAACUACAAGUGCCAGCAGGGACUUUUAUUUCCCACUAUUGAAGAAUCACAGGUUGCCUAUCUGUGCCCUAGAGUGUGACUGUGUGGAUUACGUAAUUGUCAAGACCUUUCCCUUUUAAUUAGUUGUGGAAGUUGCACAUAAGACGUCUGGCCAACAAGUGUUUAAAUGGUAUCUUUAAUCAUAAACUCUGGUCACUCCGUUACCAAAGAAGACAUCAACAUAACCAAAACGAGAAAAUGUUGUUGCCUUUCUGGAGGGAGCCUACAAGCGGUGCUAAGCUUCCUUGGAGUGCGGCGACAGUUACCAGCCAUAGAACUUUGUGAUAUCUGUGCACCUGCUGCUUUCUAGAUGGAAAAUCAUGUUGUGAACAUGAAGUGUGUGUCUCAUGUGUCUGUGCUGAGUAAAACAAGAGUAUUUCAGUG
Pseudophryne corroboree (corroboree frog) is the source of this 2432-nucleotide messenger RNA. It is a transcript of the gene GPX8, whose product is annotated as glutathione peroxidase 8 (putative). Lineage: Eukaryota; Metazoa; Chordata; Amphibia; Anura; Myobatrachidae. Gene Ontology annotation, biological process: response to oxidative stress. The transcript is spliced from 3 exons. Gene Ontology annotation, molecular function: glutathione peroxidase activity. The record is from RefSeq and is a predicted model, not a curated record. Bases 59 to 691 code for a protein of 210 amino acids.